AUGUUCCUCACCAAAAUGCCGUCCCUGCUCGGGUCCAUUCGCCCCAUCCUACAUGCCGGCGUCGUGGCUCAAAUUCGGAACUGGCAUAUAUCCGUUCGACUGGAUGCCGAUCCGUACUUUAAUGCGGCGGAGGUCACGGCCGCAUUCUCGAAUGCUGAUAGCCUUGAGGUCGAGUGCUGGCAGGCGCAGUUUGAGGCUUGCGACUACAGCGUGCUACGGCUUUUCCAGGAUGUGCGGGGCAUCGGCAGGGCGAAGGUGAGCGGUUCUGUGGGAUACGGGUUCGCGCACUGGCUAGAGCUGGUCAUGGAGAGCCCGAAAGAAAUGGAGGAGGAGAUGGAGACAGGGUUCUCGACUCCGGGCCUCAUCGCCUUCACCUUGCCUAUGAUGGUCAUGGCUGCGCCGGAGGACCCCAUCUCCGUAAGGCAGGACGCGUUUGCUUCCUCGGAAUAUGCCAUUCCAAGUACUGGUGAGGUUCUUAUUUCCAUCGGCAUUGCAAUUUCCACAGGAAAUAUCGCUGCGUUCCCGGCCUCUGUCGGGGUGUCUGUACCGACGGUCGUGCACGUCGUCUACUUCGUGCUCAACGCCAAGGUCGACGACAGCCCGGAAGACAGCGCGUAUCUCACCGUGAGAUUCUAG
Lasiodiplodia theobromae is the source of this 636-nucleotide messenger RNA. RefSeq lists its product as uncharacterized. Bases 1 to 636 code for a protein of 211 amino acids. The transcript is spliced from 3 exons. The record is from RefSeq and is a predicted model, not a curated record. Lineage: Eukaryota; Fungi; Ascomycota; Dothideomycetes; Botryosphaeriales; Botryosphaeriaceae.